AGUGCGUGUGUUUUGGGAGGGGGGACUAGCACUAUAAAUACGGAAAACCGAACCGCAACCAACGGUGGUGAUAAGCGUAAAGCCAAAAAGCUCUCCCCUCCUGAUCAAACUCUCCUCUUCUCUUUCCUCUCUCUCUUUCCUCUCCAGCGUCCGAUCUCUCUCUCCCUAAAAAACAAUUCCACCAAUCACCUCUCGCUCUUCAGCGCGCGCCAAAUACAAAACGAACAAAACCACCUCUCUAACGCUCUCUCUCUCUCAACAGUGAUCUAGGGUUUUUUUUUUUGCCGGAGAUGGCGGAGGCGCCGACAAGUCCGGCAGGCGGGAGCCACGAGAGCGGCGGCGAGCAGAGCCCGCGCUCGUCGGGCGUGCGCGAGCAAGACCGGUACUUGCCGAUCGCCAACAUCAGCAGGAUCAUGAAGAAGGCGUUGCCGGCCAACGGCAAGAUCGCCAAGGACGCCAAAGACACGAUGCAGGAAUGUGUCUCCGAGUUCAUCAGCUUCAUCACCAGCGAGGCAAGCGAUAAGUGCCAGAAGGAGAAGAGGAAGACCAUCAAUGGCGAUGAUUUAUUGUGGGCAAUGGCAACGUUAGGGUUUGAGGAAUAUAUCGAGCCUCUUAAGGUGUACCUAGUUAGGUACAGAGAGGGUGAUUCCAAAGGAUCUGCUAGGGGUGGAGAUUCAUCUGCUAAAAGGGAUGCAGUUGGAGGUCUGACUGCUCAAAAUCCACAGUUUUCUCUUCAGGGGCCUUUGAACUACAUAAACUCCCAAUUUGCUGAUGCUGAAGGUUAGGACUAUAUCCAGAUCUUUCCUCCCAGAAUCCUGCUUUGCUGGGAGCAAUAUUGGAAUUAGAACAUGUGGCAUGUUGCAGAAGCAGCUGUUUCUAGAUAUGUUUUUUCGUGGUUAUCACAACAUAUGGCCAUUCAAAAGUUACUUGAAGGAUGUUUGCUGCCAAGCGCAUGGUCAGCAUCUGGUGGUUGAUUCUAUGCAAGGAAAUGAGUAGGGAGUUCUAGCUUUUCGAUAACCAUCUUUGCGAAUUAUAAGACUGGUAAAAAUUAUUUAGUUUCAACACCAAUAGAUUAUUUAUUGGAUUUAUCUUUUUUAUCCAAAAUACUAUACAUUCUGGGGCUUUUUUUUUUUUUUUUUUAAUUUGUUGUCGGGCAAAUGGGAGGGGAGGGGGUGCUUAGGAUUGAUCUCAUCACCAGAACAGAUUUGAUAGUCUGCUAAGCUCUGUAAAUUUGGCUCCAUCUAAUUUAGUUGCCUGACAAUGUCAAAUGCUGGAACAUGUGGAGAUUUGGUAGGAGUACCUACCCUUGUAUUAUUUUUGUUUUGGAUGAUUGAUGAUUUAUGAAGUUUUCUGCAUAUCAUAA
This is a messenger RNA of Alnus glutinosa, 1363 nucleotides long. Its product is annotated as nuclear transcription factor Y subunit B-1-like. Gene Ontology annotation, molecular function: DNA-binding transcription activator activity, RNA polymerase II-specific; RNA polymerase II cis-regulatory region sequence-specific DNA binding; protein heterodimerization activity. The record is from RefSeq and is a predicted model, not a curated record. Gene Ontology annotation, biological process: regulation of transcription by RNA polymerase II. Lineage: Eukaryota; Viridiplantae; Streptophyta; Magnoliopsida; Fagales; Betulaceae. The transcript is spliced from 8 exons. Gene Ontology annotation, cellular component: nucleus; CCAAT-binding factor complex. The coding region runs from base 291 to 785 and encodes 164 amino acids.